This is a messenger RNA of Felis catus (domestic cat), 497 nucleotides long. It is a transcript of the gene SPINK4, whose product is annotated as serine peptidase inhibitor Kazal type 4. Gene Ontology annotation, molecular function: protein binding; serine-type endopeptidase inhibitor activity. The coding region runs from base 45 to 401 and encodes 118 amino acids. Lineage: Eukaryota; Metazoa; Chordata; Mammalia; Carnivora; Felidae. The transcript is spliced from 4 exons. The record is from RefSeq and is a predicted model, not a curated record.
CACAGGUUCAACAUCGCUGAUGUCAGGGUGCAGAUAUUCUCUGAAUGACACUCCUGCCUCUCCAUCUGGCCCCAGAUAAGGGUGGGGUCAGCCCUAUAAAUAGUCUCCGAUCAUCCCCCUGGCUCAGGCCCCAGCCAGCCUGGACCAGUCAGUCCAGGAUCAGCAUGGCUGUCCGCCUGUGGGUGGUUGCCCUGGCCAUGGCCGCCCUCCUCAUUGUGGACAGGGCCUCAGGGAAAGCUAAAACCACAGUGCUGGGCACACUUCCAGUGAUGGAGAAGUCUCCACUUCUGGAAACAGCAUCCUUCACUGAGAAGUGCCAGUGUCCGUGGAGGGAAAGUUCACUUUCUCAAGAAUGGAAAACCAAACAGGACAUCCAGAUUGUGAAGGAUGGCAAAUGCUGACCCCAUAGCAGCCUCUUAAGCCAAGAAGCUUCAGGCUAGAGAAGAGUGGUGAGAGUGGAGGAUAUGACAUGAAAUAAAAGAUCCAGCCCAACUCAA